This is a messenger RNA of Penicillium canescens, 1410 nucleotides long. RefSeq names its product actin family protein (gene arp6). The record is from RefSeq and is a predicted model, not a curated record. Bases 1 to 1410 code for a protein of 469 amino acids. NCBI's taxonomy places the organism in Eukaryota, Fungi, Ascomycota, Eurotiomycetes, Eurotiales, Aspergillaceae. Gene Ontology annotation, cellular component: Swr1 complex. Gene Ontology annotation, molecular function: nucleosome binding. The transcript has 4 exons.
AUGGGAACAUCCAGACCUCGCGCCCCGCCAAAGGCCCCUGCGACACCUGCCAAGUCCGUAGAGGUGUCACGACACCUGCCCGACAAGACCUUCGUCAUCGACAAUGGCGCCUACAUGAUCAAAGCGGGCUACGCCUCUGAUCUCCCACCCGAAGAAAGUGUUUCCGCCUGUACCUCGAUUCCCAACGCCCUCGUCAAGACGCGUGAUAACAAAAUCGUCAUUGGCUCUCAGCUGUCGACAGUAACCGACUGGAAUGAGGCCAUGUUCCGACGCCCGUUGGAGAAGGGAUAUGUUUCGAACUGGGAAGCGGAGAGAGAGAUUUGGGACCAGUCGUUCUUUGAUGAGAAAGCGUCGGCUUGGAAUAAGAAUACUCGGAUCGCUGAUCCCGAGAAUACUACACUUGUGCUUACUGAAGCGCCGAAUGCCCUGCCUAUUCUGCAACGACACUCAGACGAGAUGGUUAUGGAGGAAUGGGGAUUCGGGGGAUAUGUGAGGUGCAUAGGUCCGACCCUUAAUGCGUGGAACGAAAUUCAUACUCUCUUCGGCGACCCCCUCACCACGACACCAGACUCAACUCCUCUGCCCGCAGACUGCUUAUUGGUCGUCGAUUCUGGCUACUCGCACACAACAGUGACUCCGGUUUACAAAGGUCAAGCUCUGCAACGUGGAGUGCGAAGACUCGACCUAGGAGGCAAGCACCUGACAAACUAUUUGAAGGAGAUUGUGUCAAUGCGCCAGUACAACAUGGUUGAUGAAUCAUACAUCAUGAACGAAGUCAAAGAGGCAGUUUGCUAUGUGAGCAAUGACUUUGCCGGGGAUUUGGAGCAAACGUGGAAAGCAGGGCGGAAGCGCCAGGCCAGUUCUGAAGAAGGAAUUGUGCUAGACUAUGUGCUCCCUGACCCAAAUGCAAACAGAAAGGGUUUCAGCAGACCCCAUGACCCACUUUUGCAAGUUAAAAAGAAGAAAGGAGCGCUAUCUGGCCUCAGUGCUGAAGUAUUAUCAGAGGAUGUACUCGUGCUGGGCAAUGAACGCUUCGCUGUUCCAGAGAUCCUAUUCACCCCAAGUGAUAUCGGGAUGAAGUCGGCCGGUGUACCCGAAAUAAUCCUUCAAAGCUUGUCGGCUCUUCCUACCGGCCUGCACUCUGCAUUCCUGGCGAAUGUCAUGGUUGUUGGCGGGAAUGCCUUGAUUCCAGGCUUCAUGGAAAGAUUGGAAACUGAGUUGCGGCAAAUUGCAUCUGCCGAAUGUGUGGUGAGAGUGCGCCGGGCUACUGACCCUGUCCACUCAACAUGGCUUGGAGCCUGUCGUUUCGCCACAAACAGAGAGGAAAUCAGCAGAGUAGCCAUUUCUCGUCAAGAAUACCAAGAAUAUGGAUCUGGAUGGGCUGGUCGACGGUUCGCCGGCCUUGUAUAA